This is a messenger RNA of Talaromyces proteolyticus, 2124 nucleotides long. Its product is annotated as putative MFS efflux transporter. The transcript has a single exon. NCBI's taxonomy places the organism in Eukaryota, Fungi, Ascomycota, Eurotiomycetes, Eurotiales, Trichocomaceae. Gene Ontology annotation, cellular component: membrane. Gene Ontology annotation, biological process: transmembrane transport. Gene Ontology annotation, molecular function: transmembrane transporter activity. The record is from RefSeq and is a predicted model, not a curated record. Bases 398 to 1900 code for a protein of 500 amino acids.
UAAUGUCUCUAUAUCACUCACAUUGACAAUAAGAAAAGUGCUAAUCUAUAGCUGGUGGCAAAAUCAAACAUAUAGCAAUUAAGCGAGGCACUUGUCAAUCAAGCUUACUUCACCUUACCCCCACAACCGCAUGGGGAAAUCACCGAGACGGCGGGGAAUUUCCGUUCUCGGGUCGGGCCACGAUAUCUUGGAGAUAUUAUUACUCAUCGCAACAAGAGAAGCGGUCAAUCACUGAUAAUUCGGAAUUUCUGAAAAUUUCAGGCUAAAGUGCCGGAAUAAUCAAGAGGCGGCGGUCGCACUUUCUCUCGAUUCCUCUGCACACUACGCUAAAAGUCGAGGGUUGUAGGUAUCGCCAACACAUCAAUUGAUGCCUGAGAACAGGUAAUUCUUUGUCGAAAUGGCUGCACAGCUUGCUGCUCUUUUUGAUGUCGAGAGCUCUCAUCCGACACAGCCCCCAGCUGCAGUUCGCAAGCACAACACUCACGUUGCGUCGUCGCCCAUCGAUCAUGAAUUAGAGGACCUACACCUGAAUACAUCACAUCUGACAUCCAACGACCAAGCGCUAUCUCGAGUCUCGCGAUCAUCGAUUCAAGCCCCGUCUGAUCUGGAGAGCCUCCCACCGACACCGGGAACUCCCAAUAGCGAACGAAAUCACCAUGAAUCAGAAUCCACCGCAGCAGAAAUGGUGCAGAGCAUUUCAAAUCCACCCAGGAACAAAUGGCGGUUUGCUAGCGCGUGCUUGAUGUUCUUGUCAAAUGGAAUGAGCGACAGUGCCCCUGGUGCCUUGAUUCCGUAUAUGGAGACCAACUAUCACAUUGGCUAUGCUAUUGUUUCGUUGAUUUUCGUUGCUAAUGCUGCCGGGUUUAUUUUGGCGGCGCCGUUGACUCAUUUAAUGGAAGGCCGAUACGGUCGUUCGCGAACUGCUAUCUUUUGCCAGGCGCUCCUGGUCGCUGGCUUCCUGAUCACUGCAUGCAAGUCACCAUUUCCAGCAGUGGUGACGAGUUUCUUCCUCAUUGGUCUAGGCGUUGCUAUCAACCUUGCCUUGAACAAUGUUUUUCUGGCCAACCUGGUGAACGGGACUGAAAUCCUGGGUAUCGGCCAUGGCUCAUAUGGUGUGGGAGGAACCAUAGCACCUUUAAUCGGCACGGCAAUGGCGUCGCAUGGAAUUCAUUGGUCGUACUUUUACUUCAUUACACUGAGCCUGGCCACCUUCAAUUUGUUUUUCGCUGGCUGGGCUUUCAAGGGGUUUGGGAAAGAGAUGUCAAUUAUGCCUACAGCUACACUCCAGAGAACAACUUCAGCCCCUGCAGUGAAAAAAAAUAUACUCGCGAAAGCACUUAAGAGCAGAGUGACAUUACUUGGCGCAAUUUUUAUCUUCACGUACCAAGGCGCCGAAGUUGCCAUCUCAGGCUGGAUUGUGUCUUACCUGAUCAAUUAUCGAGAUGGAGAUCCUUCUCACGUCGGUUAUGUCAGCGCUGGCUUUUGGGCAGGCAUAACAAUUGGCCGCUUCGUCUUAAGCUAUCCAGCCCGCAGACUUGGGGAAAAAGUGGCUGUACUAGUGCUGGUCGCUGGUGCUAUUGCUUUUCAAAUCAUGACGUGGCUGAUCCCCAACAUCAUUGGGCAAGCCGUUACUGUGUCGGUUCUCGGUUUACUGCUUGGGCCUGUGUAUCCGUGUGCCACGGUGGUGUUCAACCGACUCCUGCCACGAGAGAUUCAGACUGCGAGCCUGAGUUUCAUCAGUGCCAUGGGCAGUAGCGGGGGCGCCGUUGCGCCGUUCGUCACUGGGUUGCUUUCCCAAAGCCUCGGGACGGUUGUUUUGCAUCCUAUCUGUCUAGUUUUGUACGGUGUGAUGGUUGCCUCUUGGUGUUGCUUGCCGAAAAUGGCCAAGCGAUCCGAGUAGACUUCGGGUCCGCAGUGGAAGAACGAGAAUGCUUAGCAACUGAAGUUCAAUCGGCAUCAGCCGAUCCGACAAAUUCAGAUAUCGCCAUGUCUCACUCCCAAGCCACAUGAUGCGAGGCCCACAAAAGCGCCUGUCGAAUUCUAGUCGGGGGCUUGCUCAAACUGACUGCAUGAAGCCAGCCCUAGGUUGAAAGAAUCAAUCAAAAGCCGCUGAUCGGCAGUUCG